CGGAUACGCAUGGAGCCUCCAUCACCUCCAGCCUCCUCUUUACGCACCGACUCCCGAGAAUGCGCGCAGGUACGGGGAAGCCAGCCGCCUCGCUCAGCCGUUAACCUCCCUGUUUAAGGACUAAUAUGAAAGAAGUGGAUUUAGAGGUCUGACAGAGCCCAGAGAGGAGGCACAUACACACAUAUAUAGAUUUUUCCUCUUCUUCUCCUUCUUCUUCUGCUUCCCACCCCCUUCCCUGUGGAUCAUUCUUGUUUUCCCAUCACCAGAGCUUAAAGCAUGGAUGUCUUGGCAAACCACAGUAUCUUUCAGGAACUUCAGCUCGUGCACGACACCGGCUACUUCUCGGCCAUGCCUUCGCUGGAGGAGAACUGGCAGCAGACCUGCCUGGAAUUGGAGCGCUAUCUGCAGACAGAGCCCAAGCGUUUGUCGGAGCUCUUUGACCAAGACUUGGAUGGCCUCCUAACUCCAGCAUACAUGAAGGAGGAUGGAGAGGAGGAGCUGUCAGACACCCUGCUCCCCAGCCUGCCGAGCCUCCCAGAACCACCGAGCCCACCUCCGGUGAUCCUUUGCCCUACUCGAAAGAACUUCCCUUCCCCUGGCGCUGUGAGGAGAGACCUCAAACCCAAAGGACAAGGGCUGGAAAAUGUAGAGGGCAUGGAAGGGGUCCACCAGGCUCAGCUGAGUGCCGUCACCUCCCUGACACCUCCGUCAUCGCCAGAACUCGGCCGACACCUUGUCAAACCCAACCAGACGCUGACGGCCUCCGCUGAUGGGACACUCACCUUGAAGCUGGUAGCCAGGAAGGUGGGGCUUAGCGCAGCCAGGUUGGUGGCGGGGCACACGCUUCCUGUCCAGGUGAAAGAUGAAGAUGAGGGGGCUGCAUGUGUGAUCGGGGUUGGAGAGCUACCAGAAAACAAGAAGAGGAUUCACCGUUGCCAAUUCAAUGGUUGCAGAAAGGUGUACACCAAGAGCUCCCACCUAAAGGCCCAUCAGAGGACACAUACAGGUGAGAAGCCAUACAAGUGCUCGUGGGAGGGCUGCGAGUGGCGAUUUGCCCGGAGCGACGAGCUGACGAGGCACUACCGCAAACACACCGGCGCCAAGCCUUUUAAGUGCAACCACUGUGACAGGUGUUUCUCGCGGUCGGAUCACUUGGCGCUACACAUGAAGAGGCACAUCUGAGAGAUUCGGGAGAGGUCAGCGGGAGAGUGGAUGGAAGAGAGAGGAAAAGGAUGGAGGCAGAGUGGAAGAAAGAGAGGGAACGUCUGCAGAAAAAUAACACCUUGGAUUUCAGAGAGAGAGAGCAGGACGGAUUGAAAAAAAAAAAGAAAAAAAGAAAACACAAGAUCUGGUCUUUCUCGACUGGAGAAAUUGAAACCACACAGGGACUACAGACAGAAAUACAGGCAGACAGACAAACUGAUCCUAAGUGGCUCUGUCAAUCUGUGCACGACCAGUUGGUCCAUGAUUCCACGGUGACACAUCUUCACCUCACAACCAUCCCCCCAACUCCCCUGUGUCGUUGUGUGGACUAUACAGACGCUCCAUCCCACCCUUCAUAUGUGUCUUAGAGGGGAUGUGACAUGACGAGCGGCGGGCCACGUGCCUGUAGUUGGCAGCUUUUUAUUUCUCACCCUUUGCAGUCUUUGCCUUGCUGUGGUCCCUCUGUGAAAUGCUUCCAGCCCUGUUCAUGCAGCAGUGCUCCACAUGCCAGCUAGGACAUCAAUGCCAAACUGGACCAGUUGUACUGUAACUCUGGUGUACUGCGAGGAGUACUACUGUUACAACACAUAUUAUUGAAAAGAAGAGUUCAUUCAUUGUCAAUAGCAGUUCAGCCAAGCAAGCGCAAAGGCUGACUUUCACUCCCUCAAUACUCGCCACACCCUUUAGAAUUCACCAUUUCUUAUAUAUCCAACAGAUAUUUGACAGUUUUCAUCAAGCGUCUGUCUUAUCUGCCAACUGAAUCCAUUCAUAAAUCCCUAUGACUUCAUGGCAUAUGAGCACUUGCUUGAAUGGAGCGUUCCAUUAGAUUUCGAAGACUUGAAAAUGGGAGUGUGUCCCACUGAUGUGCUGUGAAGACUGACUGAGGUCAUGUAGGCGGUUAGCUUGCUCUAUGAACUUCCUUUUACCGGUUACGACUAGGCAAGGCUAACUUACCUACACUGGGAAAGACUCCUAGAACAUCAGCUGGAACUGAGUGGUUCAAGAGAUGCGAGAUGGCUCUUAGGAGUGUUUUUCCUCUCUGGGAUCUUAGCUCUAAUGAGUUGUUGUCAAAAAACUGUUGCACAAUUGACUCUGUUGGCAAACUUUUGUAAAAAUGUAUCCACUGUCUUGAACCGGGAAUUAAUUAGGGACUCAACAAACGCUGGCUUUCACGUGCCAAAUGAGCGUGGACAGCCAAAUGCACAAGUUGAAGCAGCUAGCUAGCUGUGAUAGCACACCGAACACAAAUGAAAAUCACUAUGUACGUAAAGGCUAUUUUAUUUCUAGGAAAUAGUUCUCCUGUUUUUUUGAAGAAGAAAAAAAAAAACAGUUAAAAAAGACAGCGUUGGAGAAUUCACUGGCAGCCAAAAAACAAUUAAACAAAAAAAAAACAACCUCUGCAGUAGAUGCCCAAAAUGAUCUCUUUGCACUUGAGAGUGAUUGGCAACUAACUAGCCACUAGGUUCUGUCCUUUUCAUACCAUCCUUGCAUACUACUUUUUCCAAUUUAGCAGCUCUUAGCCUUUUCAGAAACAAAUAAUUUUUAAAAAAGCACCAUUUAACAGCUCUUUAAACAUGGCCCUAUGCAGAACAAAGGACAUUCCCGAUCAACAUGUAGGACUGAAUGCAGAUUUCUACUCUGCCAGAAAUAGAAGAACUUUUUGGAAGAAACAAAUUUAACAAACUGGGUGGCUCUUCUCAGAGCAAAUCAGCGUGAAUGUAUUAUUGCAGGUCUAAACAUGUUGCUGGGCCCAGAGGUGUGGUUGGUAAGAUCAUACAAGGCACCAUUUGUAUUUAUACUUUUUUACUGUUAAAAUGAACAAUGGGAUUUGGAAAACUAGCUAGUCACACCUGGUAACUUUUACUGGACCACUAAGAGGUCAUGAGUAUGGAUUUCCAGUGGGUCUGGAGUGUGUUAGGGGAGGAUCGGAUCUGCUCAGUCAGCAAUGAUAACUGCCCCAUCAGCUCCACUGCAGUGGAGUGAAACCCACACGCACAAAGAGACACAUACAUUCACUCUGAGAAAACUGGAAUUAUCAUCUGUCCUGUGUGACCUGACUUUACUUAGAUACAACCAAGACUGAUAAAAAGGUCAUAAUUGUCUUCGCGUCGCAGAUGAAGGUAAACACAGAAGAGAGCUUGAACAAAAGUAGACUGUGAAGAUACUGACGAAACUUUACUGAGGACAGUUGCGUCAAAGCGUAAAUUCUUUAUUUUAAGACUUUAAUUUGUGUGCUUCGCUUUGAAGCAAAAGUUCACCUGCAUCUGUUUGCAUUUUGGAACAAAAGACACAACAUUUACUUUACUCUGUUACACCGGAGGUACAUAACAGUUUGCGCAUUAGUGCAGUCUAGCUCAAUAUUUUCUAGACACGAUAUAGUAGUGGCUCUGAAGGUAGAUACAGCGUCAAUAACUCCUUCACGUAGUGAACUUAUUCUAAAUGUGGAAGCAAGUCUGACGUUUAUUUGUUCUUGAGCAAAUACCUGUCAGAUAACUUGUUUUUUCUCUCUCCUGUCUUUACAAGGUCCAUUUGCAAAGACAAAAGAGACUGACCACUUAGUUUAAAGGAGGCCAAAUUUUUUCGCAGGCCUUCCAGAUUGAAACUAUGAGCGUGGACAGCCAAAUGCAACUAGUAUUUAGCUGUGUCUCAACUUGCAUACUUCCAUACUUGCUAUUGCAGGUGUGUUCCUUGAGGAAAAUCCAUUAGCUAAGUGAGGCAUGGUAAAAUGCUGCUAUCCACUUGUUAAGUCCGACAUUAUUAGCCAUUUCCAGGUCUAAAUGCUGCUUCCGUUUGCAAAACAUCAAGGCACCUUUAAAACAGUUGAAAUUCUUUCAGCUCAAAUAAAAACAAUUACUAUGGCUUUCUUUCAAGUGUAACAAUAAAGAUUCAUGUCCAGCCAUCCAUGAAACGGAGUUAGUAACUUUAGCAGGGUUAGAUGUUAGCAGGAAGUUAGCGGACUACAUAUAACAUGCUCUAACUGAAGUAUUCUAAAAAUAAAUAAAUAAAUAAAAAGACAAUAAUGCUAUACCUUUGGACAACAACAAAGAUGGAACACUAAAUAGUAGCAAUGUUUGGAGAGUUAGAGAUAUUUGACUAAUGGGAUAAAUGGAUAUUUGCACACAAUAAGUGCUACCUGGUGGCUAGCUGCAGAGCUAAAGCUAAUGUAAACACAAUAGCACAGGGAAGAUGAUGGAUUUAAACUGUUCUCCGUGUCGAGGAAGAAGGCGAGAAGCUGUCCACAGCUCAAGGUUAGUUAUGUUUUUGCUGUGCGGUUUAGCUAAAAAAAAAAAGAAAAAGAAAAAUCUUGGUCCUAAGCUUAUUAUAGUCACUGAAAUCUGAGCUAGCCUAAGAGUGAUUCUUUGGGUUAUAGUGCACAUAAUGAGCUUUUAAAAACUGAGCUUAAAGACGUGAUGCACAUGAAUAUUUCUAAUAAAAAAAAAAUUUAAAAACAGCUUUUUUCUAUUAACUAAAACACAGCACAAAGCAUUACAGCCUCAGACAAUGCAGUAAAUGCUUGGACCUGGAGACAGGGUUGAUACGUCGUCACUUAACUAGCAGAUUGUCAAUUUAUCUUCCUGCA
This is a messenger RNA of Neolamprologus brichardi, 4783 nucleotides long. RefSeq names its product Kruppel-like factor 7a (gene klf7a). Lineage: Eukaryota; Metazoa; Chordata; Actinopteri; Cichliformes; Cichlidae. The record is from RefSeq and is a predicted model, not a curated record. Gene Ontology annotation, molecular function: DNA-binding transcription factor activity, RNA polymerase II-specific; RNA polymerase II cis-regulatory region sequence-specific DNA binding. Gene Ontology annotation, biological process: regulation of transcription by RNA polymerase II.